This is a messenger RNA of Cornus florida, 1055 nucleotides long. RefSeq lists its product as uncharacterized. Gene Ontology annotation, biological process: positive regulation of DNA-templated transcription; regulation of transcription elongation by RNA polymerase II. NCBI's taxonomy places the organism in Eukaryota, Viridiplantae, Streptophyta, Magnoliopsida, Cornales, Cornaceae. The transcript has 3 exons. The record is from RefSeq and is a predicted model, not a curated record. The coding region runs from base 26 to 739 and encodes 237 amino acids. Gene Ontology annotation, cellular component: super elongation complex. Gene Ontology annotation, molecular function: transcription elongation factor activity.
UUCUCUCAGAUUGGUCUUUCUGAUCAUGGUAUAUGCCUUUUGCAGCUAUGAUGAUGGUAUACUUUUAAACUCUCUGGAAGCCCGUGGAAAUAUUUUUUGGGGUGAGAUUGAUUCAACGGAUCCAAAGUCUCUCAUAGGUUCUGCUCCACUUGGUUCUGAAUGUUGGAAAGUAUGGAUCAAUGAAGUCAUUGAUGUCAAUGUGCCCUUGUAUAUGCUUGAAAUUCGUUGCUUUGAUUUGAAAGAGUCAUAUGUUGAAGCAGCUACAAUUGCAUGGCCAAUCAAGUACGUCAAAAUUUAUCCGAAACCAAAGAAUGAGAAGGUUAUUGAUUAUCCAUCUGCUCAUCCAAAUCCAUCAACCACAUCACCAGACCUUAAGAAUGACGAUCUGGAGGAACAGUUAGAUAUACUUAAUGACGACGACGAUGAUGGCAGUGGAGCAGCUGAUAGAGGGAAUGCUGCUGACAAAGAGAUACAAACUGGUAUUGAUAUAAACUUGCCACAUCAAAAUGAUACGGAUGAUGAGAUUGCGGAUGUAGAUGUCAGUGACGAUGAAGUGGAUAAGGGCCAUAAUGCAGCAGAAGCCCUUAGAGCACAGGUAAAUGCAGAGGGAAGACAUGGGCGAACUUCAAGCUCGAGCAGCAUCGGGAGUGAGAGUAGUGGUAGUGGGAGUGGCAGUGGCAGUGGGAGCAGUCGUAGUGACAGUGAAAGCAGUGAUGGUGAUUCCGUCAAUUCUAUCUAAGAGACGAAGUCACAUUGGUCACCUCAGAUUGAAUUCCUCAAAAUUGACUGCAAAAAACAAAGUGUGGUUAUUAGUUAUUACUCCUUCAGGAGAGGAUGCAAAAUGCAGGAAGCUGCAAAACCCUGGAAAUCCACCUCCUCAAGCGCCGGAGGAUAUCGAAUGCUGAAUUUGGUUACACGGUACAUUCUUGGAGGAAUCCUGCAAUUUGAGUUUUGUGUAUGCUUAUGUAAGUGUCUUUUUUUGGGCAACUCAGCUCUUUUCCCCUUCCAAUACCCGGUGGGGUAACUUCUAUAUAAAAUCAAUUAUAACCUAAAAA